Molecule: messenger RNA, 1805 nt
Organism: Pygocentrus nattereri (red-bellied piranha)
Lineage: Eukaryota; Metazoa; Chordata; Actinopteri; Characiformes; Serrasalmidae
Product: synapse differentiation-inducing gene protein 1-like
Exons: 2
Coding region: 1130-1618 (162 amino acids)
Cellular component (GO): membrane
Source: RefSeq, a predicted model, not a curated record
UACCAAGGUGGGGAUUGAACCCCAGCUUACAGCACAGAAGGCAGACGUGUUACCCACUACACUAACCAACCACCAGUCAACAGUACGUGAUUAGCUAACCACAAUACAGAACGUAUACCAAAAGCAGACCUGGCGCUUUACUCAGAAUGAACUUUCUCAUUUUCUUCUGUUUCCAUAAGUUUGUGAUAUUUGAAUUGUGAGAAGCAGAAAAUACAACUGCCUUCCAAGGCUGGAGUGGGACCUCUUUUCAGACCAAGAGUUAUGUGAUACAGACCACCCAAAGCACCCCGAACUCUGUUUCUCUUCCCAGCCCACACACACAGCAUUGCCUUCAUACACUAACUUUUUCUAAAAUCUGUAUUUUUCAAUAUACAGUAUCUUCCUACUAGUCUCAUCAUUUAUAUGCUACACUCAUAAAUAAGGCCGGCUAGACGUAAAUAGAAAACUGGCUAACACUUUUAUUUUAAAGGUGACGGUCAUAACCACAGCCAUUUUAUAUUACUAUAUUAUAUUAUAUAUUACUAACUAAUGCUAGCUAAGGUCGGCAUUUCUCACUGCCUUCUAACUCGGAUAUGUCCUCUUCCUCCUUAAGUAACGUCUACACUCUUGUCUUUUCGGUGCCUCUAGAGCUGCUCGUCAUUUCAGAAUCACACCAUCACUCUGAAUUUCUUACGAUAUACACCUGAGGUGGAUGUUGGCUUCUUGAAUGUCCGUUCCACGUUUUAGUACUACAGCAGUUACAUGUCUGUACGUGUCUGUAUAGAUGUCUGAAUGUUACUGGUACACCUCUGGCUUAACUCGUGGGUGUGGGGGUGUAUUUUAGUUUCCAUAUAUGGACUGUAUGGAUUAGUAUGGAGAGUGAAUGACACUGUAAAACAGCCUUUUCAUGCAUUUUCCUUUAGGAUUGGGAACAGAUCUGCAUACUUAUUCAUGCUUACCUGGAGACAUUUCAAAUGUUUUGGGCCAAGUAAAAUGGGUGUGUUCUUGUAGCUGAUGCCUCUCCCAUCCAGUAGCCACACCCCAGGAAUGUUGAGCAGAAUCAGAAAAGAAAUCAGCCAGUAUCUGUCACAGAGGAACAAAGUCAAUAUAUAACAGGGCAUUGAAAACCAAACUGAAGAGCAGAAUUAAUAUGGACCCCAAAAGUCUACCGAGUGCCCCUCCUCUUGACUGGAAUCCAGGAGAUAAACAAGAUGUAGAUCAGCCUCCACCAUACCAGGACUACAGAGCUGGUUACAAUCCACCUCCAGGCUACCCCAACCAGCCUGUCUACCCUCAAGACCUACCUUAUGGAGCUUCUUACAGUCAGCAAUAUGGGGGUCACUUCCAGCCUUUAUUUGCAGGCCAGCAAAUUGUCACUGUGCAGCCUACAGUCUUUGUCACCGCAGGUGCAAAACGCGAGCCUGAUUACCUCUGUUAUUCCAUCUUCACCAUGCUGUGCUGCUGCCUACCACUGGGCAUCGCUGCUCUCGUCUUCUCUGUAAAGACUCGAGGUGCCAACCUGAGCGGCGACAACCAACGAGCCAAGAAAAACUCUCAGACAGCAUGCAUGCUGAACAGCGCUGCAGUGGCGAUUGGGAUUGUUGUGUUCGUUGUGAAUUGCCUAAGAAUAUUAUACUGAAUGCAACAUAUAUGAAGAAACAGAUUUUCCUUUUUUCCAAUGUCAUUUCUGAAAUGAAUCAGAAGUGAUUUGAAGUGAUUAACAACAUUUUGAUGAAUGUUUUUAUACUGUGCAUAUGUGAUGGCUGGCAACAUAUUUGUUGUGAAACAUAGAAAAUAUAUGUUAAGUAAAGCCUUCUUGUAACACA